Messenger RNA from Scheffersomyces coipomensis, 3723 nucleotides. RefSeq lists its product as uncharacterized. The transcript has a single exon. Gene Ontology annotation, molecular function: protein binding. The record is from RefSeq and is a predicted model, not a curated record. The coding region runs from base 1 to 3723 and encodes 1240 amino acids. NCBI's taxonomy places the organism in Eukaryota, Fungi, Ascomycota, Pichiomycetes, Serinales, Debaryomycetaceae.
AUGGACCUUGGUAUAUCUCCAUAUGAUCUGAUAGAAAUACAUAAAUCAGGUAAUGGGAAAGAAUUGAAGGUGGAAUCAACUUUAGCCAAGCAUACCCUAGCAUAUUCACCCAUAAUUACCAAUAUCAUUCCCAAAUUUAAGGUUAAUGUUAACAAACCAUUCAGAGGAAUUCCAAGCACGUCUUUUAAUGAUGACGAUUAUCAAGUACUUAUUCCCAAUGAAAUGGAUUCACAAUUGGAUGCAUUCAGUGAUGAUGAGCUGGAAAAUGAGAUAUUUCCUGAAACCCCAAAGAAACGUAUUGAAAAGGAAGAGAUAACGAUAAUUAAACCAGUUCAAGUAUUAGUUAAACUUCGGUCAUUAAGUAUCAAUGGCAUUGAAUUUGGUACCAAAUCUGAGAUCCGAUCUUCGUGUGUCAUACCGAGUGCUUUAAAUACAGAUGGAAAGGAAGAGGAGGAUUCUUUGUUUAUAUCACUAAAAUCUGGGUUUGUACUAUUGAUUAGAUUGUACUUCGUUCCACGACAAUAUAUGGACUCAGAUUACACAUUCCAAACAAAUUCAACCGUUAAACACACAGGAAAUUCAAUAUUUAAACCAUUCGUGUUACAGUGGUGGGAGACAUCAUUAUCUUCAGAUGAUAUUAGUUUGACUGAUUCAGGCUUUUCUUUGCAUUCACAUAAAUCGGGCCUUGCUGCUGUUUCUACAUCAGCAUCUGGAAUGUUUCGAAUAUACAACUUACAAGUUUCCAAUUCAGGAACUAUUCCAAAAAAGCACCAUAACGUGAAAGUUGAUGGUCUAUUACUACACUCCUGUUUCGUGGAGCCGAUCAAUGGCAAGGACGAUGAUCAUGUGGGUUUCUUCACUUUAGCAUUUACAAAAUUUAGAAGACUAGUGAUUCAUCUAAUUACUUGGUCUAUAGUCCAAGAUAUGUCAAAGAGCUUCAAAAGUACAACUUUACCAUUAUAUAAUAGUUUCAAUAUUCCAAUAUUUGUUGUGCCUGUCAGAAAUGGAUUUUUAUUCGUAAAUAAAGAGAACAUGGUAAUUGUUUCUAUUCAUAACAUACUUUCAGCAGAUUACGAUUUCAUCACAAAAGAGUCACCCUGGUUGACACACGAGGAAUUUCCUACCAGUUAUUACAAAUCAAUGGAUUCUACAGAUGAUAGUUACGAAGUAAUAUUCAUUUCGACCGAUGCUGGAAAUAUAUACUCCGUUAUCGUUGAAGAUGGUGGCUUCACAUCAGUCAAGCCAAUUGCAAAAAUUCCAGAACCUAUUUCUGUUUUCUCCUUUGAAAAGGUUCAUGAAGGUUUUAACGUGAUAUACAGUUGUGACAAUGGAGGCAGCAAGAAUUUACUAAUGAAGCUUCCACUUGAGCUCAAAGAUGGAUUGGAUUUUCAAUAUACUGAUGCUAAAUUGAUAAGAGAUAAUAAAAACUGGGCACCUUUACUUGAUGUUCUGAUAAUCAAAUCAAAUACAUCGACCAUCUAUAACUCGAUUUCAGACCAAGAACUUUGGGGUAUUUCAGGGUCAGUAAAAAGGUCCAAGAUCAAUUUUUUCAAGUAUGGCUAUCCAGCAAUACGAACAAGUGAUACUUACGAGAUUUUAAGAAAGGCAGAUAAGUUGUUUUAUAUUGAAAUCAGUAGGCGGAAAUAUAUUCUCUGCUCUUUUCCCUACCGAAGUGUUCUCAUAGAGUAUCAACAUAAUAUCAAAGAAGCAUUUACAGAGUUAUCGGAUGCUAGAAUCAUAACAGGUCCCACUAUUUUUGCUGAUACAUGUGUAUUUGAUGAUGUGGACUAUUUAAUACAAGUAUCUGCUAACGAAGUAUUGCUUUCAUCUCUAACUGAGGAAACCAAAAGGCAAACAGUGGAAAACAAAAUAUUUUACUGUGACAGAGUUCAAAAUUAUCUACUUUUGGUAGUUGAAUCACCACAUUCCGGGGGGAUGCAACUUGAGAUCUAUAAAAUAAAAGGUGGUGAUACGUUAUUCGACGAAGGAGCAGAUAUAAUUGAAAAAAUACACAGCAGGAUAUUGAACUUUGAACCUUCAACUGCUAAAUUUCUAGAUAUUGGAAGUAGUUUCAUUUUAGCUGUAGGAAGCUUUUCUGGUAGUCUAUUAUUAUUCCGAUUUUUGGAAGAUAAUAUAUACCCACCUAUUGAAAUUGAUUUAUCAAGCUUAAAUCCUUAUUACGACAAUUCAUUUAUUGGCGAAGAUUUGGUUAUACCGCAUGAUAUUUGUUUCUAUGAUAAUAAAGUCUUGGUUGGUUCAAAAGAUGGUUAUAGUAUAACUUUGGCUGUCGAUGGAAGUUUGGGAACUGUUUGUGAGGCUUUUCUUAAAAUCGGUACUUCACCAGUUACAUAUUCUAAGUCUAGAACUGAUACCCAACUUAUAUUCAUGCACUGCAGAUAUAUUUGGUUACUUAACCUUUAUGAAUCACGCUUUCCUAGAAGAGUUCAUUUCGAUGAAACAUACGAACGAUCAGUAUUUGAUAUGGUUGAAAUUUCUAUUUAUAAAUCUACAGAUACGCUGCUGAAGUAUUUUGCAGUAAUCCGUGAUGAUGGAUUACUGGUUUGCUCGAUAUCUACUUUUGCGGGACCCUGUGUUAGGCAGGUGAGCCUACCAGAACUCGCUAUCAAGCUUAAUUAUUUGGAUUACUUAUCUGUUUUUAUAAUAUUGUGUAAAACAAAGAAUUCUAAGAACAGAUUAAAAUUCUUUGACAGGAAAUCAUUGAAGUUAAUCAACCAUCAGGAAUCUAGUAUAAAAAAUAGAGAAGAUAAAGAAUUGUCUUUGUUUUCGAAGAAUGAAGAUCCCGUAUCAAGCUGUGUUUGGUCAAUAUUUCGAAAUGACCAUCUAUCGAAAAAGGUUUUGAUUGGUUGCCGUGUUGAAGUCGGUGAUUCUGUAAAAGGUUCAAUGAAAUUAUUAGACAUUGCUAAAGGUAUGGCUGAUGAGACAAGAAUAGUUAGUGUCAAGCAACUCACAUCGUUUGAAGUUGACAACCCAAUUUCAAAUAUUGUACAAAUUAAUAAUAGUAUACUUUUUGCAAGUAAGAAUAACAUUUAUUUUCUUACCUAUGAUGCACAGGGUAAACGGUUGAAACCGGUUUCGACUUUGGCUUCCUUUCCAAGUGAAAUUAUGGAUCUCAAUGUCUAUGAUAAUAAAAGAGUAGUAGUAACUACUAAUCUUGAUUCAGUCUAUCAAUUGGACUAUUCUGAAACCGAUGGAAAGGCAUCUUUGGAGUAUAUCGUGAAUGAUCCAUUUCCAAACAAUUACAUUAGUCAAGCACGAUUAAACUCCAAAAUUGUGGUUGGUGAUCGGUUACAUUCUUCAAUAGCAACCAUUGAAUUUGAAAAAGAAAGAUAUGUUAGCAAGACUUGGUUUCAUGUUCCUUCUAUGCCUCGUGUGUUUGAAGCUAACUUUAAAUGUAUAUGGGUUACGGGCUCAGAUUUGAAUCGUUCUGUACUUACUAUUGGAGUAAACGGGGAAAUCGGGUAUGUUCGAGAUUUAGAUAAGACAAGUGAGGAAUAUCAGAGUUUGAUGCAAAAGUUAAAAGUCAGGGGCCUGAUCGAAGAAGAAGUAAAGAAAUUAGACAGGCCAUUUUUCAAUAAGGUUAGUGGAACUGGCUUACUUUCUCUUAAUAAGCCUAUAUUCGAUUAUAAAGGAAACGAAGGAAAAUUUAUAGAUUACGAUUUGGAAGAAAUUUCUAAAGUAUGUUCCAUCCUGUUUAGUAUUUAA